Messenger RNA from Scleropages formosus (Asian bonytongue), 784 nucleotides. RefSeq names its product brain-specific homeobox (gene bsx). The record is from RefSeq and is a predicted model, not a curated record. The transcript has 3 exons. Gene Ontology annotation, biological process: regulation of DNA-templated transcription. Gene Ontology annotation, molecular function: DNA-binding transcription factor activity, RNA polymerase II-specific; DNA binding. Bases 101 to 784 code for a protein of 227 amino acids. NCBI's taxonomy places the organism in Eukaryota, Metazoa, Chordata, Actinopteri, Osteoglossiformes, Osteoglossidae.
UUUCUGGAGACGGAGCUUCUGCUGGAGACAAGCCCUUUUUUACUAAGGUGAAAACAUAACAUUAACGCCACAGUUUUGGGAGCCAAGCUCGAGACUGGAAAUGAAUCUGAACUACACAUCUCCAGUGCCGCAGAUUCCUGCCCAGAGGUCAACGUCCUUCUUCAUUGAAGACAUCUUGCUGCACAAGCCCAAGCCUCUGAGAGAGGUGUUCCACGCGCCCUUCUCCAGCACCCUGACGUCCAGGAUGCCCAUUUUAGAGUACGGAUACCCGCUGAUGCCAACCCCGAUCCUGGCGCCUCAUCCGCACCAUCCUCUUCACAAACCCGAGCAUCAUCCUUAUUUUUUCACUUCGGGCAUGCAAGUUCCAGCCCUGUUCCAGCAUCACCCGGAGCUGCCAGGCAAACACUGCCGACGCAGAAAAGCCAGGACUGUCUUCUCGGACUCUCAGCUGUCAGGGCUAGAGAAGAGGUUCGAAAUCCAGAGAUACCUUUCUACACCAGAAAGAGUGGAGCUGGCCACCGCUUUGAGUCUCUCAGAAACCCAGGUUAAAACCUGGUUUCAAAAUAGAAGGAUGAAGCAUAAAAAGCAACUAAGGAAAACACAGGACGACCAGAAAAAUCCAACUGAUUUGCAUCGGUCCCUGGAAAUUGAAAACGAGAGCAGUGACAAAAAUUCGGAAGAGGUUAAAAGCGGAUCGAACCAGGACUCCUACAUGUUGGAGGAACAUGAAGACGAUGUCGAUAUUGAAGACGAUGAUAUUUGCUCUCCGGAACAUCUAUUAUAA